AUGUAGUAAUAUUUUAGUCGGAGUGAAGACGCGGGAAGGGACACACACUCUUCAAAAUCCUGGGAGUAGAAUAGUAUGGCUGUCACUGGGGAUGAAACAGAAACAGGCUCCGCAGGUGAGCUCACGGGCACCAGCUCCAUCCUCACGCUGGCUGUGCCACAGACUAGUACUUACAGCUUGAAGAAGACUUUCGAGGAUGUGUCACAGAAGAGGGAACACCGCUUGAUGAAGAAUAGGGAAGCCGCCCGUGAGUGUCGACGAAAGAAGAAAGAAUAUGUUAAGUGCCUGGAAAAUCGUGUGGCGGUGCUCGAAAAUCAAAACAUGACUCUGAUUGAGGAGCUUAGAGCCAUGAAAGACAUCUAUCGACACAAAAUUGAGUGAUCUUUUUCCUCUGGAAGAUGGGGAGAAAAGAAAGGACGAACGACCACAAAAGCCCACUGCAAAACACGUUUGCCAAGCGAGCCCGCAAAUCCCUUUGGCUUCAUUUCUGUGAUUUUCACGCACCAACAUCAGCUAACACAACAUGCUCGUUCAUGUCAGUCAAGAUCAUGUGUGUUGAAACAACGACGAGAACGAAUGAACCAUGCAACGAUUCAAUUGUUGGGAAAUGUUCCUUGUAACCACUUGCUGUAUAUUCAACUAUGUUGCAUUCAAAUUUGACCUUGAUCUGAUCCUAGGUUGGACAAAGCCAGGGAUUGUUGAUAUAUUCUUCCAUGGAGCUUGUUUGGAUUUUUUUUUUAACCAAUCAUCUAAUGUAAUUUAGAUCGCUGGGGAUCAGUAUAGCACAAUGUGUUUAUUGUAGUGUUUAUUCUACAGUAUGACUUUUCUUCAUAUUCACUGCUCUGUUUUCUCCCUUUUUGUGUUUAAAUAACAGUCAUUGGCUCAUUUGGGUAAAAAAAAACCAAAAAAAAAACGUGCAUCACAUCGCAUUUAGAGUUCCCUGGGGGCCUGGCCUGAGACAUGAUGAUGGGGACACUGGGUGAAUCCAGUCCCCUUACCCUACCCUCUCUUGGGGACUGGUCGAGGCACUUUGGUCGGGCAAGGGGACAGCCCUGGGUCUUGGGAAGUGGGUGGCGUCCCCCUGACUGGGUCUUCACAGCACAGCAACUCCGUACACAUGUUGACUAACAUGCAUGUGAUAAGGUGUUCAUUCCCUCAUAAAUUCUAUAGAUACCCUAUAGAGCUCGUGCACGUGACGUCACAGUUUGCAUGGUGCCAUAUUGCCAGUCCUAUCUAGCUGCUCUGCACUGCAGGAGCCGUUGAACCAGAGCAGAUUUUUCAGAUUGCCUGAGACCCGUUGUGCUGUUGGUUAUCACAACAGACAAGAGAUAUUCAAAGAGAUCGUUCUUUGGAAUACCAUCUGAAAAGACCAGAAAAUAUCGGUGGAUUUCGGCAAUUAAACAUGAUGGACGGUGCCUAACCAAAAUACACACAUGCCUGUGUAGCGAUCGCUUCAUUUCAGGUAGGAAUUAUUCUUCUCAAUCUCAAAUUACCAAGAAGUAUUUAUAAUAGGGUUAGGGUUAGUUGUUGGCUCAUUUGAGAAGAAUGCAUAUUUAAAAAAAGAAAAUAAACCGUCUGUCGCAGCAGAGAGGUUUACGGAGGUUAACGUGUGGCCGCAAUCGCUUCUGUGUACGUUCCGUGGAGAUGACUCCGUCCUCUUUUUUUUUCAAUCAUAGUUAAUGAAUGCAAGUUUUUGUAAAACCAAAGGUCAUUUAUUUAAAUGUUGGUAUUUAUUUUGAGUACCAUCUGAAAAGAUCGAUGGAUUCCAGCAAAGGUUACCGUGUAGCCGAAUACGCGUUCACGAGCUGUCAAUGUCAAUGCCUAUGUUGGAUUUAUUCCAACAAAGUAUUUGUAUGCGUCCAGACUUUUCUGUGUAAAUCUCGACGAUUUACUCACCAGAAACCUGUACAUGUUGUCCAUGACAAGUGGAAGUGAAUUAACAGUCCAAUUUCUUAUCGGCGAAAACAUCGACUUUGGCAUUAAAUAUGGGUCCUCUAUGCCAAGUGGCUCUCAUUUUUCCACGUACCUUCUUUUAUUAUCACCUUCUAAAUGUUUAACGGUAUCGGAAAAAAUUCUGGGCGUUGUGCUAUUAGACAUAUUUUCGUUUCGUCUCAAUGGACUUAGCAUUGAACAAUGCUUUGUUUGACAGGCAAUAUGGCCAGUCACGUGUUUCGGUGAUGUAGGAGCACGAGCUCUAUCGGCCUUAAUUGCUUGUGCUAGGACCACUAUCAUUAACACAUGUAGUACUCGGAUAUCAAUAUCAUGUUCAGACAUUAAAAGCAUUUGAACACACCACUCAUCAGUAGCAAUGCCUUGCUCAUGUCCUAGUUCCUGUCCUACCCUGCCUUUUUCUGUCCUCUCUCAUCUUGUCCGAUCGGUUCGGUGUUUCGAGUCCUCACCUGCCUGAUGCACCCCCCCCUCCACAAAUUAGAACGCAAUUUGACUUUAUCACGUUACUUGCAGUGAAAUAGCUAGACUGUCUAAAUAUUAUUCUGCUGGGUUUCACACCCCUAUGCCAUUUGUCUGUUCUGUCCCUCAAUAUGUCUCAUAAAAGGUUUUUCUGUCUCACUACAUGUUCAAGAAACAUCAGAAAAAUUAAAAAACAAGCAGAGGGGGUAUUUCAAACUCCCCUGUUGCACAGCAAAAAUUGUUCCAAAAAAAAAAAAAAACAAAAACAUGCAGAUCCAUCGUGCUGCAUGGCCAUCUAGCUGAACAGGACAUUUAAAAAAAAUAUAUAAAUACACAUAAAUAACAAAAAAAUAAAGAGGAAAAAGUCCAUUUCAUAUUGUGUUAGCUUUUGACAAACCCAAAAUUCUAGCAUGUUAGCAUCUCAAGUUUUACACACAUAGUACACAUGGCUACAUGCAAAUAUUAUUUCCGUCACUCAUAGUGCUUUGUGUUUGAACUGAUAGAUUGUGCAGGAUUUGAAUAUCCAUAGUCAUGUACAUCAUUUUUAGAACGUAUGCAUCAUUAUUGUAUUUCAUCCUGCUUUUACCAACAAAUAACAUCUAUUGUGAUGUCUUUUUUUAACUACUAAAUAUUAAUAUAUGACUUCUCUAUGAUUAUACUUUGCCUUUAAAAACAACAUUUCGGGUUAUCGCGUCCAAUCCAUUUUUCAUAGAUUAUACUAAAGCUCACUUAAUGUUCAUGGUAUUCGGAAAAUUUACACAGUCU
Syngnathoides biaculeatus (alligator pipefish) is the source of this 3174-nucleotide messenger RNA. RefSeq names its product cAMP-responsive element modulator-like. The transcript has 3 exons. Bases 76 to 381 code for a protein of 101 amino acids. Lineage: Eukaryota; Metazoa; Chordata; Actinopteri; Syngnathiformes; Syngnathidae. The record is from RefSeq and is a predicted model, not a curated record. Gene Ontology annotation, cellular component: nucleus; ATF4-CREB1 transcription factor complex. Gene Ontology annotation, molecular function: RNA polymerase II cis-regulatory region sequence-specific DNA binding; DNA-binding transcription factor activity, RNA polymerase II-specific. Gene Ontology annotation, biological process: regulation of transcription by RNA polymerase II.